Cooperia oncophora is the source of this 543-nucleotide messenger RNA. The record is from the annotation of a GenBank genome assembly. NCBI's taxonomy places the organism in Eukaryota, Metazoa, Nematoda, Chromadorea, Rhabditida, Trichostrongylidae.
AUGACAAAAAAUCCUUCGGUAUUGUGCGUAGUCGACACAAGAGACGACCAACAAAUUACAUCUGACUGUCCACUGUUUCGCGUACGCAUUUUGAAGUUCGAUAACUCAGCUACGACAUGUGUUUUUAGUGGAGCUACCGAUUGCGUCACUGUUGGAUUUGAAAAUGGACACAUAUUCCAGUAUGAUCUGAAAACUAAAGAUGAACCAUGUUUGUCUAAUGAGAAGGCUCAUAGGUACGCCAUUACUGACCUACAAUUGUCGCCAGAUGGGGCUUUCGUUAUUUCAUCAUCAAAAGACAAAACGGCUGCAUUACUCGACGUGUAUACUUUGGACAAUCUGAAACAGUACCGCUCUGAACGUCCAGUUAACUCCGCCUGUAUCUCACCAAUUCGUGAUCAUAUCUGUCUUGGAGGAGGAGAAGACGCUAUGCAAGUAACGCAAACAGCUGUGUCUGCUGGUCAUUUCGAAGCGAAGCUCUAUCACAUGGUGUUUGAGGAAGAAUUCGCUAGGUUUAAAGUCAGUUUUUUUCGGCGUCAUGGAUAG